UUCAUCGCUUAAUGAGCCCAAUAGAUACAGUCUUUUCAGCCAAGAUAAUCUAGCAAAUACGAAGUCAUGUCCGACAGCCUUGUGCCUUCUGAACUUGUCCACGAAGGCAGACUCAACAAGCUGUCGGAGCUCUACUCAGUCCCUCGCAAUGGCUGACCCGAUCUCAGUAAUCGGGCUGGUUUCUGGUAUCAUUACUUUCAUUGAUUUCGGAUACAAAGUGAUUUCUGGAGCGAGAAAUGUUCGCAGCGCUUCACAUGGCUUCACGGCCGACGUCCAUGAGCUGAAUAUGAUUGUCGAAGACGUUCAAAAGUUCAACAAGAUCGUCAAAGAGCAGGGAAAAUCCGGUCAGCAGCUGUCAAAAGAUGAGCGCAGUAUGCUGGAAAUGGUAACUGAGUGUGAUAACUUGGUGUUCAAGAUCAGAGAUAUUGUCAAGACUCUUCGAAAGCGAGAAGAAGCUCGUUCGAAGACUCUUGAGAGUGCACGCGUAUUUACUCGCAGUUUCUUCAAACAGGGAGAGCUCCAAGCGUUGCAGACUCGCCUGGAGAAGCUCGACAGCCGGAUCCGAAUAAACACAGCAAAUGCUCUACAGAAAGAACACAACUCUUCCAUCACGAAAAAGCUGGGGGAUAUCGAAGAGUCCCAAAGAAGCAUAGGUGUGAGAGAAGAAUCAAGGCUGGACGCAAUCCGCGAUGACAUCCAACGUCUUGCGAAGCAGAAUCAAGAGAUUGGAGAGGCGUGGACUGAGAAGCGAAUGGCGGGUCUCCAGAGUCUUUUGACCAAGCUAAGAAGCUUACAAAAAGAACAUGAUAUCUGCUCCCAACAGAUCAAAGUACUGGAAUCGCUAUACUUUACAGAGCUCCGGCGUCGUUGGUAUCUGAUUCCAUAUGCAGACCAAAGGACGAAUGAUUGGGUAUUUAACCCUGAACAAACAUAUUUCAAGUCAUGGCUGGAGACAAAAGAUGAGGGAAUAUUCUACAUCACUGGCAAAGCUGGAAGUGGAAAGUCCACACUGAUGAAAUACAUCUCAGAACAAGAUCAUACAGAAGACAGUUUGAGAAAAUGGGCCGGCUCCAAAAAGCUCUACACGGCAAGCUUUUACUUCUGGAACCAAGGAACCGACCUCCAGAAGAGCAGCAUUGGACUUUUAAGAUCCUUGUUAUAUCAGAUACUGAGAUCCGUGCCAGAUCUCAUCAGAUCUGUGUGUGAAGAUCGUUUACAUCAUGAAGAGUGGGAAUUGGGGCAGCUCAAGAAGGUUUUCCACAAGCUCACGCAGCAUACGGAGCUAGAUACAAACUUUUGCUUCUUCAUCGAUGGGCUUGACGAGUACGAGGGAGAGGAGAACGAUGUUACUCACCUCUUGGAAACGCUUUCAAUUUCUUCGCAGAUCAAGAUCUGUGUGUCCAGUCGACCUGGACGCCAAUACGAAGACAUUCUCCCGAAGCCGCAUCAAAAAUCCACCAUCGAUAUCGCUCGUUUUACCAAGCAGGAUAUGGAAAAUUAUAUCAAUACCCACCUGAAAGGUUGCUCAAAUUGGCUCAAGCUUAGGCAGCGUCAUGCUGCUCAAUGCCAGGAGAUUAUUCAAGAGAUAUCAGCCCGUGCUUCGGGAGUGUGGCUUUGGGUUUCUCUCGUCACCACGGAUAUUGUCAAAGAAGCGGAGAAGAAUGAGGGCAUCGAAACACUAACAAGAGUGGUUGACAACUUCCCCGACGAUUUACACAAAUACUUCGAAAAGAUCAUCCAGAAGAUACCAAAGAUACAUCGCGAGGAGAUGGCGCAAAUUUUCCUAAUCGUUGCUGAAGAGCUUCAGCCCCUACCCCUGUACGGGUUCGCGUUGCUAGCACAGGAGUCAUCAAACAGUGAUUACGCAAUCGCUCUCAAGAUACAACCCCUUGAAGAUCGGGAUGUGAGGGCGCAAUACAACGACUUGCAAGAUCGAAUCCGCAAUCGAUGUAGCGACCUUCUAAUUGUGGACGACGGCUUCCAUCCGCUUUGUUUAACACACACCGUGGAUUUUCUACACCGGACCGUCCGUGACUUCCUGCGAGAUUACCAUAGCCAAUUACAAGUCAAUCUUGUCAGAAACUUCAACCCUUUGAUAUCGCUGAGUAGGAUUUGGCUUGCUCUACUCAAACAUCUCCCCAUCACGAGUUUCCAAGACCGCAGGACCGCAAAUAAGAUCAUCGGGAUCACGGAUGAAAUACUUUACUACGCACGUGAGUUGGAGAAGAGAGGUACCGAUGACGAUCAAAUCUCCAUGAUCCGUCUCCUUGACGAAUUGAAUGACACCAAUCGUCAACACGCCUCCUGUUCUUCGUUUAGCAAUCACUGGACGAACGCCCGAGACUCACCUACUCAACGAGGGCUUGACGAGUACAAUGAAGGCGGCCAGUGUAAUUGGAUUGCAUUGACAGUACAAGCACGUCUUGUAAAGUAUGUGCGCGCGAAACUAAACUCAGAUCCGCGGAUUUUGCACAAGCGGGGACGACCGCUCCUAGACUACGCAUUACGACCUAGGCGAACAACACCGAUCUCGAUGCCUUACCACUCCGUGAGAGACGACCCCAGCGUGGACACUGACAUGAUUUCAAUGCUCCUUGAAAACGGUGCAGAUGCCAACCAGCCUGUUCAUAUAAAUGGUGGGAAGUCGGUAUGGGCGUUGUUCCUUCAUUCCAUAUACAGUGAUCAUAUGCGACUGGGAGGAGUGACCUCAAUUCUGAGUGAUAGUCUCAACAAAGCUUGGUAUCAAGCCUGCAGAUCGAUGAUUCAAGCAGGAGCGCGUCAAGACUGUCUUCCGGCGGGAGAUGUCGAAGAAGUCUUUCUUCGCGUUUUCGGGGAAGAUAGGGCGGCUGUCUUGACCCAGGAGUUGGCAGAGAGAGAAAUGGAGCAAUCACACGGUUCUUGUACGAUGAUGUGA
Periconia digitata is the source of this 2914-nucleotide messenger RNA. NCBI's taxonomy places the organism in Eukaryota, Fungi, Ascomycota, Dothideomycetes, Pleosporales, Periconiaceae. The record is from the annotation of a GenBank genome assembly.